UCUUCUUCAUGUCCAAUGGAUCUCACAUAUGUUGAAACCAUUCCCUGGAACUCUUCAACCUGCAAAGACCCUGUUAACAAAAAUCUCUGUUGCCAAGCCCUUUCCAGCAUCUUCGGCAUAGGCCUUGCUGAACAUCUCAAAGAAACAUCCAUGUUUUACCUUUCUGAUGUAAACACUUCCUCCACUUGCUUAUCUGAUUUCAAACACCACCUUGCAGCCAUCUCAGUAAAACCAAACAUAGUCUCUUUUUGCUUCCCUCACCCAACCCAGUUUGUCACUAACUCUUCAGCUUGUGCAGGGAUUACAACUCUACAAGAUUGGAACCAAAAGGUCGCCAUGGAUAGCCCAGUGAAAACAUCGUGCAAAGGGGACCUUAAAGACCAAACUCUCUGCACUGUGGCUAAUCCGUUUGGGACGACAGAUCUAAGCACUACUGGAUGCAUACUUGGCCUGACACAACCAUCUAAUGCAGUAACAAGAGGGUCAUCAAACAAAAGAAGAAAAAAGAUCAAGCUUGUUAUUAUGUUGUUGGGUGGUGUUGUGUUUGCUUUUGCUCUUGCUCUGAUGGUCGUGUACAGGAAGUGGGAUACGAGAAGGAAGAAAAAUGUUCAUCGCAGGGAAGUUGAAAACGAGGUUAGUGCUGGUGUUUUUCCUCGUACAGGUGCUAAAUGGUUUCACAUAUCAGAGCUGGAACGUGGCACGAGUAAAUUUUCAGAGAGUAAUGUGAUUGGGAAAGGUGGUGAUGGGGUUGUGUACAAAGGGACUCUUUCAGAUGGAACUUUGGUUGCCGUUAAGGAAAUUUUUGGUUUGGAAAGUAAAGGGGAUGAAGAGUUCUGCUAUGAAGUGGAGAUCAUAAGCAAAAUAAAGCACAGGAAUCUUCUUCCUCUUCGGGGAUGUUGUGUUACAAGUGAUAAUUUGAAAGGUAAGAGGAGGUUUUUGAUUUAUGAGUUUAUGCCUAAUGGAAGCUUGAGUGAUCAUUUGUGUUCUUAUGGUGCUAAUAGGCUAACAUGGCCACAAAGGAAGAACAUAAUCCUUGAUGUGGCUAAGGGGCUUGCUUAUUUGCACUAUGAAAUCAAACCCCCAAUUUAUCAUCGUGACAUAAAAGCUACCAAUAUCCUUUUGGAUUCCAAAAUGCAUGCUAAAUUGGCAGAUUUUGGGUUGGCCAAGCAGGGUAAUGAUGGUAAAUCUCAUCUAACUACAGGGGUUGCUGGCACAUAUGGUUAUGUAGCACCAGAAUAUGCACUGUAUGGGCAACUAAGUGAGAAAAGUGACGUGUACAGUUUCGGUAUAGUGAUUCUAGAAAUCAUGAGUGAAAGAAAAGUGUUUGAUACUUUGAAUUCAUCCACGGAUUCAGUUACAGAUUGGGUAUGGGCACUUGCAGAAACUGGAAAGGUGGAGGAAAUUUUUGAGGAGUCAAUAAGAGAAGGGUCAGUGAAAAGUAUGGAAAGGUUUGUUUAUGUUGGAAUGCUAUGUUCUCAUUUGGUAGUGGCGUUUAGACCUACUAUUGUUGAGGCCCUUAAGAUGUUAGAAGGUGAGAUUGACAUUCCUGAAUUACCUGAGAGGCCAGUGCCACUUGGCCAUGCGUCCUUUCAAUCUUCUGUGUUGCAUGGUUUGCAGAGAAGUGGUGGAGAACGUGUCAGCUUGUAA
Molecule: messenger RNA, 1647 nt
Organism: Vigna radiata var. radiata (mung bean)
Lineage: Eukaryota; Viridiplantae; Streptophyta; Magnoliopsida; Fabales; Fabaceae
Product: probable receptor-like protein kinase At1g11050
Biological process (GO): protein phosphorylation
Molecular function (GO): ATP binding; protein kinase activity
Source: RefSeq, a predicted model, not a curated record